Molecule: messenger RNA, 3093 nt
Organism: Rana temporaria (common frog)
Lineage: Eukaryota; Metazoa; Chordata; Amphibia; Anura; Ranidae
Product: collagen alpha-1(XI) chain-like
Exons: 3
Coding region: 1-3093 (1030 amino acids)
Source: RefSeq, a predicted model, not a curated record
AUGCUAAUGCUGGAGUCAGGAGAUAGAGGUCUCAUCAAGGGGUCAGUGGACCCAGCCACAAGUCAGGAGACAGAGGUCUCAUCGAGAGGUCAGAGGACCCAGUCACAAGCCAGGAGACAGAUCUCAUCAAGGGGUCAGAAGACCCAGCCACAAGCCAGGAGACAGAGGUCUCAUCAAGGGAUCAGAGGACCCAGCCACAAGCCAGGAGACAGAGGUCUCAUCAAGGGAUCAGAGGACCCAGCCACAAGCCAGGAGACAGAGGUCUCAUCGAGAGAGGACCCAGCCACAAGCCAGGAGACAGAGGUCUCAUUAAGGGGUCAGAAGACCCAGCCACAAGCCAGGAGACAGAGGUCUCAUCAAGGGAUCAGAGGACCCAGCCACAAGCCAGGAGACAGAGGUCUCAUCAAGGGAUCAGAGGACCCAGCCACAAGCCAGGAGACAGAGGUCUCAUCAAGGGAUCAGAGGACCCAGCCACAAGCCAGGAGACAGAAGUCUCAUCGAGAGGUCAGAGGACCCAGCCACAAGCCAGGAGACAGAGGUCUCAUCAGGGGGUCAGAAGACCCAGCCACAAGCCAGGAAACAGAGGUCUCAUCAAGGGAUAAGAGGACCCAGCCACAAGCCAGGAGACAGAGGUCUCAUCGAGAGGUCAGAGGACCCAGCCACAAGCCAGGAGACAGAGGUCUCAUCAGGGGGUCAGAAGACCCAGCCACAAGCCAGGAAACAGAGGUCUCAUCAAGGGGUCAAAGGACCCAACCACAAGCCAGGAGACAGAGGUCUCAUCAAGGGGUCAGAGGACCCAGCCACAAGACAGGAGACAGAGGUCUCAUCGAGAGGGCCACAAGCCAGGAGACAGAGGUCUCAUCAAGGGGUCAGAGGACCCAGCCACAAGCCAGGAGACAGAGGUCUCAUCAGGGGGUCAGAAGACCCAGCCACAAGCCAGGAGACAGAGGUCUCAUCAAGGGAUCAGAGGACCCAGCCACAAGCCAGGAGACAGAGGUCUCAUCGAGAGGGCCACAAGCCAGGAGACAGAGGUCUCAUCAAGGGGUCAGAGGACCCAGCCACAAGCCAGGAGACAGAGGUCUCAUCAGGGGGUCAGAAGACCCAGCCACAAGCCAGGAGACAGAGGUCUCAUCAAGGGGUCAGAGGACCCAGCCACAAGCCAGGAGACAGAGGUCUCAUCGAGAGGUCAGAGGACCCAGCCACAAGCCAAGAGACAGAGGUCUCAUCAAGGGAUCAGAGGACCCAGCCACAAGCCAGGUGACAGAGGUCUCAUCGAGAGGUCAGAGGACCCAGCCACAAGCCAGGAGACAGAGGUCUCAUCGAGAGGUCAGAGGACCCAGCCACAAGCCAGGAGACAGAGGUUUCAUCGAUAGGUCAGAGGACCCAGCCACAAGCCAGGAGACAGAGGUCUCAUCAAGGGGUCAGAAGACCCAGCCACAAGCCAGGAGACAGAGGUCUCAUCAAGGGGUCAGAAGACCCAGCCACAAGCCAGGAGACAGAGGUCUCAUCAAGGGAUCAGAGGACCCAGCCACAAGCCAGGAGACAGAGGUCUCAUCAAGGGAUCAGAGGACCCAGCCACAAGCCAGGAGACAGAGGUCUCAUCAAGGGAUCAGAGGACCCAGCCACAAGCCAGGAGACAGAAGUCUCAUCGAGAGGUCAGAGGACCCAGCCACAAGCCAGGAGACAGAGGUCUCAUCAGGGGGUCAGAAGACCCAGCCACAAGCCAGGAAACAGAGGUCUCAUCAAGGGAUAAGAGGACCCAGCCACAAGCCAGGAGACAGAGGUCUCAUGGAGAGGUCAGAGGACCCAGCCACAAGCCAGGAGACAGAGGUCUCAUCAGGGGGUCAGAAGACCCAGCCACUAGCCAGGAAACAGAGGUCUCAUCAAGGGGUCAAAGGACCCAACCACAAGCCAGGAGACAGAGGUCUCAUCAAGGGGUCAGAGGACCCAGCCACAAGACAGGAGACAGAGGUCUCAUCGAGAGGUCAGAGGACCCAGCCACAAGCCAGGAGACAGAGGUCUCAUCAAGGGGUCAGAGGACCCAGCCACAAGCCAGGAGACAGAGGUCUCAUCGAGAGGUCAGAGGACCCAGCCACAAGCCAGGAGACAGAGGUCUCAUCGAGAGUUCUUGGCAAGGAUUCUGGAAGCCCCUUUAGAAUUCCUGACAAGGAUUUUGGGAGCCCCAUUGGAAUUCUUGGCAAGGAGCAUGGAACCCUUAUUGGAACUUCAGGCAAGGAUUCUGGAAGCCUCAUAGGAAUUCCUGGCAAGGAUACUGGAAGCCCCAUUGAAAUUCUUGGCAAGGAUACUGGAAGCCCCAUUGAAAUUCUUGGCAAGGAUACUGGAAGCCCCAUUGGAAUUCUUGGCAAGGAUUCUGGAAGCCCCAUUGGAAUUCCUGGCAAGGAUUCUGGAAGCCCCAUUGGAAUUCCUGGCAAGGAUUCUGGAAGCCCCAUUAAAAUUCUUGGCAAGAAUCCUAGAAGCCCUAUUGGGAUUCCUGCCAUUGAUUCUAGAAGCCACAUUGGAAUUCUUGGCAAGGAUCCUGGAAGCCCCAUUGGAAUUCCUGGCAUGGAUUCUGGAAGCCCCAUUAGAAUUCUUGGCAAGAAUCCUGGAAGCCUCAUUGGAAUUCCUGGCAUAGAUUCUGGAAGCCCCAUUGGAAUUCUUGGCAAGGAUCCCAGAAGCCCCAUUGGAAUUCCUUGCAAGGAUUAUGGAAGCCCCAUAGGAGAUCUUGGCAAUGAUCCUAGAAGCCCCAUUGGAAUUUCUUGCAAGGAUUCUGGAAGCCCCAUAGGAGAUCUUGGCAAUGAUCCUAGAAGCCCCAUUGGAAUUCCUUGCAAGGAUUAUGGAAGCCCCAUAGGAGAUCUUGGCAAUGAUCCUAGAAGCCCCAUUGGAAUUCAUUGCAAGGAUUCUGGAAGCCCCAUUGGAAUUCCUGGCAAGGAUUCUGGAACCCCCAUUGGAAUUCCUGGCAAGGAUUCUGGAAGCCAUAUUAAAAUUCCUGGCAUAGAUUCUGCAAGCCCCAUUGGAAUUCUUGGCAUAGAUUCUGCAAGCCCCAUUGGAGUUCUUGGUAAUGAUCCUAGAAGCCCCAUUGGAAUUCCUGGCUAG